CGUCGCAUUUACAUAAGACACUUUUUUGAUCAUCCUUGAUUCCAUCAAAUCCCCCAACGGUUUCCUUCCAGAUUCCAAUCAUGGCUCACAACGAGGGCGACCCUCAACCCCUGGCCAAUCCGUUUGGCAGUCCCUCCAGCUCUCCGGGAUUUAUCGCAUUCCAUUCGUCCACCCCAGUAGGUUCACCGCGUGUAGGGGGCGGUGGAGGGGAGGGUGGUUCCCAGUUCAAGCCUCGUCGAGGAGCAAGAGGCGCCGGAGGGGGUCGGGGACAUUUGCGAGGCGGAAAUUGGGAUCGAUUUGGCGCCUUUCAAGACCAACAGAAGCAACACUUGAAUGGGUCUUCCCCUCACAUGGGAUACGGGCGGGGUCACCACACCCCCAACCAGGGUUCAUGGCGAGACUCCGGGCGUGGCGGCCGCCCAUUCGGUAGUCCGCGAGGCGACCACCGGCCAUUCCGAUUUCAGUCGGGAAAUCGAAGGGGCGGGGGAGGAUACGAGGGCCGAGGAUACCCCAAUCCCAAAUUUCACUCGGGAUCGUUCCAAAGAGAAGGAAGAAAUCACAACACCUCCAGUGGAGCCCAAAGUUAUUUCCACCCCUCCAUGUUGGAGGAUCCCUGGGCUCGGUUUGAAAGUGCCCCUCCCUCUGGUUCCAACUCCUUCAGGGUCACCUCCGAGGGCGACUGUAGUAUUGCUACCGCUCCUGCCUCCAACGACGACAACUGCAACAGGAACAAGAGCUUGAUGUCAGACUCCAUGAUUGCCCAAGUGGGCGACAGCUUCUUUCAAAGGAAUCUCAAUCCUGCCCCCGAGGUCAACGGGGAAGACGACGGAGCUAACCUCACCACCUCCAUGAUUUCCGCGCCAAACGAUGUCAACACUAGCGCCCAAGAUCUCCUCGACACGCCCUUGGACACGUCCUUGAACACGUCCUUGAACACGUCCUUGAACACGAGCUCCAUGGCGGGAUUGGACUUGAAACGCCGCACCUCGCUGUCUGACAGUAUGAUCCCCUUGGUCGGAGAUAGCGUCCUGGUGGAUAAAGAGCGAACCCCUGAGGGCAACAACCCUGAGGGCAACAACCCUGAGGGCAACAACCCUGAGGGCAACAACCCUGAGGGCAACAACCCUGAGGGCAACAACCCUGAGGGCAACAACCCUGAGGGCAACAACCCUGAGGGCAACAACCCUGAGGGCAACAACCCUGAGGGCAACAACCCUGAGGGCAACAACCCUGAGGGCAACAACCCUGAGGGCAACAACCCUGAGGGCAACAACCCUGAGGGCAACAACCCUGAGGGCAACAACCCUGAGGACAACAACCCUGAGGACAACCACGAUGUCAACCCUGAAGUCAAGCCUGAAGUCAACCCUGAGGACAGCCCUGAGGACAGCCCUGAGGACAACCCUGAGGAUAACCCUGAUGCCCACACCCCAUCUGUGGCCGCCGCCAUCAAUGACCAAAAUGAGGCGGACAUGAAGGCGUGAUGAAAUCGUCAAAGUCAUGCACGGUAUUCAUUGUGUUAUUCGGCGACAGAAGUGAUCUUUUGGGGGAUUGAUGCUCGCCCACCACGUAAACCGAUGUGCUCUGUAAGAAUAUGCGAAAAGUACCUUGAUAAAGAGAAGAUUUUA
This is a messenger RNA of Tigriopus californicus, 1628 nucleotides long. RefSeq lists its product as uncharacterized. Bases 81 to 1484 code for a protein of 467 amino acids. The transcript is spliced from 3 exons. The record is from RefSeq and is a predicted model, not a curated record. NCBI's taxonomy places the organism in Eukaryota, Metazoa, Arthropoda, Copepoda, Harpacticoida, Harpacticidae.